CAGUCGGCUACUCGUGGACGGCCUUCCCCAUGGAGCACAGAUGUCUGGUGGAGGGCUGUGAGGACGGCCGCAACGCCACCUACAGCGCCGACUUCCUGACGUUCAGCACGCCGCCGGACGAGGAGCACCAGUGGAGCCGCUGCGAUGUGUACAAACGCGAUAAUGUGACAGCCGGUUGUCACCCGGAGGGCUUCGGUCGGCAGAGCGUCGGCUGCAGUCAGUGGGUGUACGACACGUCCGUCAUGGAGAGCACCAUCGUCUCAGAGUUUGACCUCGUAUGCGACAGUGAGCCGCUGCGGCCGCUCGGCGCCAGCCUAUUUUUCGUUGGUGUGGCUGUCGGGUCCAUACUGACAGGAGUCAUCGCUGACAGGUGGGGCCGGGUGGUGACGCUGAUGGCCGGCGUCGUCCUCACCACCAUCGUGGGCACGGCCGCGGCCUUGGCGCCCAGCUACGGCGUCUACACCGGCCUGCGUUUCGCCGCAGCCGUCUUCUCCUACGGCUUCUUCAGCGUGCCGUUCGUGCUGUGUAUGGAGCUGACUUCCAUCGAUGCCCGCGCGCUGGUGGUGGCGAUGGUCUACUACGGCAUCGGCAUGGUGUCGACUGACCUGGGAGGUGACGUUUACACCAACUUCAUCCUCACGAUGCUAAUCGAAAUACCGUCGUACGUGUUCUGCGCCACUCACCAUUAA
Pollicipes pollicipes is the source of this 689-nucleotide messenger RNA. RefSeq names its product solute carrier family 22 member 11-like. NCBI's taxonomy places the organism in Eukaryota, Metazoa, Arthropoda, Thecostraca, Pollicipedomorpha, Pollicipedidae. Gene Ontology annotation, cellular component: membrane. The coding region runs from base 30 to 689 and encodes 219 amino acids. Gene Ontology annotation, biological process: transmembrane transport. Gene Ontology annotation, molecular function: transmembrane transporter activity. The record is from RefSeq and is a predicted model, not a curated record. The transcript has 6 exons.